AUCAUGCAUGCAUCUCAGCCUGUAAUGCACAUAGAAAUUUCUUUAAAAUAUCAAAUAUCUCUCUCAAUCGCCUUCCUUUAACUUUAAUCUCAUCAACACGUUCUCAUUGUCUGCUGUGCUUUGAUCUCCCAUUAACAACAACAAGGAUGUCUGAUGAACUACCAGUUUGCGUCCACAAAUCCCAACCAGUUCUAAUCUGCCCUGAAAAACCAACUCCAAAAUGUUCAUUAUAUCUCUCUAACAUAGACAAUCUGGAUUUUCUAAGGUAUCAUUACGAACUCCUGUGUGUUUAUAGAAAAUCAACACCUAUUGAAGAUUUAAAAUCUUCCCUUUCUAAAAUUCUUUUUCAUUACUAUCCAUUAGCUGGAAGGGUUAGAAAUUGUGCGGAUGAUGAAGAUAGACUUGAAGUUGAUUGUAAUGGUAAAGGUGCUUUACUUGUUGAAGGGUUCAUGGAUUUUACCGUUGAUGAGUUUUUAAAAGACAGUACGUGGCUUAAUACGGCCUGGAAGGAUAAGCUCUUGUUUAAAGUUGAGGCUCAAAGCGAUAUUCCUCCUCUUAUGAUUCAGGUUACAUAUCUAAGCUGUGGAGGAAUGUUGAUGUGCAUCACCAUAUAUCACUGCAUGGCCGAUGGUGUUGGUGGAUCAAAAUUUCUGCAUGAUUGGGCAUACAUACAUGCUAACCCCAACAUGGAUCUUCCGGUUCCCCCUAUCCACAACCGGGAAAUGUUGAAACCUAGAAACCCUCUACAAGUACCCUUGGAUCAUCCUGAAUUCACAGACAUUACUCAAGAUUUUGAUAUUCCUACAUAUCUUCAAUCUCAAACAUUGGCUCCUAGUUGCUUAACCAUUACACAAUCACAUAUCCAACAUCUCAAAAAUUCAUGUGAACCCUCUCUAGAAUGCACCACAUUUGAAGCACUAGCUUCACACGUCUGGCACUGUUAUAUAAAAGCCCUAAAUCUACCUUCGUCACUUAAAAUCAAACUCUUCAUUCCAACUAUCAUGAAGACAAGCAUAGAACCAAAUUUGCCAAAAGGGUAUUACGGCAACGGUUUCGUACUAGCAUGUGUUGAAACGACAGUUGAAAAAUUAGUGACUGCUAAAACGAACCAUAUUGUAGAACUAAUUCAGAAUGCUAAAAGAAGAGUACGAUCUAAUGAUUAUGUGAGAUCUGUGAUUGAUAUUAUCGAAGAGAAAAAAGUACAACCUGUCAUGUCAACAACAUUGGUUAUAUCUGAUUGGAGAAUGCUGGGGUUCCAUGAAUUGGAUUUUGGUGAAGGUAAGCCUUUACAUAUGAGUCAAUUGGCUAGUGAGGCUUGGUGUGUGUUUGUACCGUCCAUCAGUGAUAAUAAUACCGCAAAAGUUCUUGUUUCGGUACCUAAGAAUAUUCUGCACAAAUUUGAAUAUUACAUGAUGAAUGAUUUUAUUUAGAAAGAUGACAAAGUUGACUAGUGUUGGUGGCUUGAAGUUUGAAGGAAAGAAGAUCAGGGAUGAGCGUUCGGAUGGAGAAGCCAACUAUAUUUAAAAUUCUCCAUUCCAAUAUGCAACAUUAGAAAAAUGAAGGCCCACUUUUUGUAAAACGGAGGACGUAUUAUUCACAAUAUAGAAAUUCUGUCAUGUCUUUAGUUUAUUUUUAUUUUUUUUUCCAUUUCCUAAGGAUUUUAA
Messenger RNA from Papaver somniferum (opium poppy), 1664 nucleotides. RefSeq names its product fatty alcohol:caffeoyl-CoA acyltransferase-like. The record is from RefSeq and is a predicted model, not a curated record. Gene Ontology annotation, molecular function: acyltransferase activity, transferring groups other than amino-acyl groups. NCBI's taxonomy places the organism in Eukaryota, Viridiplantae, Streptophyta, Magnoliopsida, Ranunculales, Papaveraceae. The coding region runs from base 147 to 1430 and encodes 427 amino acids. The transcript has 2 exons.